UGUGUGCACUGCUGGUAUAAGUUUACAUUGAAAACAAGAUUGGAGCGAGAAGGUUGUAGUAGUGUGCGGAGAAGGCUGGGGUUGUUGUCCAAGGUAUUCGUUGUCCAAAAGUUGGCUUGGUCUUGAGGUUGCUAUUAUCUUAGGCUAUAUUAUUACUCAAGAUUUGGAAAUUGUACUACAGAUUCUGGGAGCAAACAUGUGUUUGUAAGCAAGGAUUUAUUGAAUUCUACGGAAAACUUGUGGAUGUUUUAAGUCUUUAGGCCUGGCUUGCCACACUGCACCAAACAAAAUGUUUCAAAACAUUGUCGCCUGUGACUUGCUUUUGCUGAUUCUUUCGAGUUUAGGCUUUGCGGCAACAUCAAUCCAGCCAUCAAGUAUACGACCUCAAUCAACCUACUUGCCCGCUGACCUGGUGUCCGAUACAAACUCGUCGUACUUUAUACAAGCUCGAAAAAUAAAUGCCGAGGAAAUCUUACUUCACAAGAAUAUCACCUACAGUGGGCAUGGUCUGUUUGUAGACAAAUUAGUUGGAGAUGUACAGCCCUAUGGGGGCACUGUUCAAGCAUCUUAUGGACCUUUUCGUGUUUUCCAGAGUGACUUUUCAAUAUUCAAUAGCACUGAAAUAUAUAACUUGAACAUACAAACUCAUAUUUUAACAAAAACUAUUCAAGCAUAUAGUCCAAGUUUAAACAUGUUUUUUCAUUUGGAUCAUAAACAGUUUAGUAUGUUGCAUGAUUUGGCUGUUUGUGUUGAUCUGCACAUUUUUUACACAAAGGGAGAGAUCCUAUCAUCAUGCAUGCUUAGUAAAUCAACGGGCUGCUGUUUCCUCGACGUCCCAAUACCAAUGGAUUGGUGGCUAGAGAUAUCAGACACUUCAUAUCAAAACUCAAAAAUGCAACUGUCGUACAGUAUAUCAAAAAGUGUCGGAGGUGAAUGCAGGCGAAAAGGUAAUAGCUUGAAAAGUAGAACAAUGUCAACUACGCAGAGAGUAGAGGAAACAAGACAAGCGCCCCCUGUGUAUUUAGGAGAAAUUCCACUUCAACCAUUAGUGGGACAUUAUACUCCAGUUAAUGAUGACAGUAGAAUUAUCAUCAAAGUUCCCGACAACAAAGACGUGAACCCCACUCAUGGAUUUCUCAUCCCCGUUAGCAUUCCUCAAGAUUAUGCAGCAGAUUCAUUUUCUAUCAAAAUUAAACCAAGAAAGGGUUUAAAAGUAAACGAUAUUUAUUUUCACAACAUUGAUUUGCCAUGGCAACACUCCAAUAGUUCAGAUGAAGAGUCCACGACCGUUUCCUUCACAUUGACAACAGCGGAGAGGCUAGAAGCUUUCAACUCACGACCGCCGCUUGAGGUGCCAAUAUUCCUGGUAGAGUUUAAGGUGAUGAAUGAUACCAGUCAUAGUCGUCAUAUCAGCUGGAAGAUAGAUGAAAUGAAAAAUGGUGAAGUGACUUCCACGAAGACAGCUACUAAGAUCAACCUAAGCAGGGGGAAGGUGUUGGCUCUUAUACCAAUUGCAGAGAAAUCUGAAUUGCUGAACACUGCAGUCCUCAACCAUGAACCAGUGAUGGCUGAACUUAAAGUGUUUGCUAUCUCAGAGGACCAUGCGGUAUUGGAUGUCACUAGCCAGUCAGUUUGCUCCUCAGCUGAUGACAACAUAUUGAAGGUUCAACACAACUGUAGCUAUGUGUUCUUAGAUGGUAGUGAAGAUGGAAGCACAUCAGAUGUCAGAAUAACAGCCAGGUUUCAAGGGAAGUCAGUUGAUCUUGGUCUGUGUGUGUGGAUGCCAGAGCAAUUAACCAUCGAGCUCUCCGAUCAGAAACUGAGUCUCAUCAAGGAAUGGAAGGUUCCGUACAGGGGCCUGAGACGGUAUAGACGUUCUCUUACGGAUAACAAGUGCAAGCUUCGUUACCAGCAAGCCACUGUGACAGUCUACACGCGCUUCUACACCAAGCAUGCUAACUCAGGGAGGAAAGUUUACAUGUUUAACAAGGACAUUAGGGAGGAUGUGACCAAUCUACUGACCACUGACCAGAUCACUACCAGUGACCCAAAAGUUGCAACCGUUGACAAUCUUAUUGUGUAUGGCCAUUCCGAUGGCGUUGUCUCUGUUCAGAUUUUGAAAGGCACCAAAUCAAUAGCUCAUAAGGAGUUAACUGUUGGUGGAAGAGAUAAAGUAUCUGUGACCGAUUUGCAUAUCUCCAUGGUGACUGGACUGAGCAUGCAGAGUGUGAAGAAUGUUGAGGAUAAGCGUUUGAAAGCAGUACGUGUGAAGGCUUAUGAUCAGCUCAUUGCUAAAUAUCAGGAAGGAAUUUUGGAUGUUACUUUAGGAUUCAGCGAUGGUGCUAUUCUUCCACUACGCCAUGUCUCAACUGAAGACUACUAUAUAAAAACAGUGAGUCACAAUCGGAACAUUGUGAUGGAAAGGUUGGACGAUAGUAUCCGCGAGGCGCGUGUAAUAGCUAUUGGAGAGGGCGCAACAACUGUGAAUGUAGAGCUUCAGUUACCAAGAAUGUGCCACAAAAAACACAAACCAACUAAUGUAAUCUUGUCAAGAAUUUACCCGGUCAACGUAUCAUUCGCAGCUGAGGAUGUUCAGAACAGUUUGAGAAGAAUCGGAGAGGAGGAAACAUCUAUAAACAAAGCUGCACCAUACCUCACUACAGGUGACAUCUUGCAACAAGGCAGUUCAGUUGAUCUGGGAAUUGUUCAUGUAAACUUUGACCCUAGUACCUAUGAUUUUGGAUUAGAAAAGGUGUCUGAUGGAGAAGGGAAAAAGAAAGAUAAAGUUUUUUCCAUCCCUUUGGACGAGAUUCCUUUUGGUUCAAAAGAUGAUGUAAAUAAUGACCCACAUUAUGACAAUGAUGAAGAGGAAAUGGGCAAUUUAGAUAAUGAAUUAGAGGAUACAGACAAAUCGUCUGCCAUGGAAAUUGGGAUGUAUGUGAUGUUAACUGUGUUUGCUUUAGCUAUUAUCGUGUUCUUACUCAACUGUAUGGUGUACAUGUACAGAAUUGGCCGUAGAAAGAAGGCACCACCUAGUGUCAUUGGAAGCACUUACACCAGUCCAAAUGAGAGCUGGUCGUGGCUUGGUCGACAGGUAGAUUCUGAUGCAGUCUUCAAAAGACACAACGGAGAAGCUUGUGAUUGUGGAGAGGGCAAGUCAGAUGUCCCAAUGACCCAAGUGUACACCGAGAGUGAGGUCAGUGUUGAACACCACAGUACGUCUUGCUCAGAAUCACCAGUUGAAUCCGGCCACCAUGACAUCAGCGAGACAAACAUGGAAGAGGAGGAAGAAGAGAUAAAUGUUGCUGAUGAACCUCCUCCAGUUGACUCGGACCCAGCUGUCAGUGACAGUAAAAAGGAGGAGCCAGAAGAGGUUAUAGAAGCAAGGCCUGCUGAAGAAAAUCCCUUGCUUGAAGACAUUAAAGUGACUGUUAACCCAUUGCCAAAGGAUGCCAUCACGGAGCAUGAAGAACCAAUGGAAUAUAACAAGUUACUUAAACACUUACAGGCACUUCAGGAGGAGAUCCUAGCAUAGUUAAUAAUUUUAGACCCAAAUGCUGAUGUAUAUUUAACAAAUUUUAUUUACAAAUUUUUAAGAAUGUUUAUAAAGGAAGAGUGUCUUUAAUAUCUGUGAACCCCUGUAUUUUUAUGAUCUUUACAAUGUCAUAAUUGCUGUAAUGGUUAAUUGGUUUUUUUUUUUACAUUCAGAAAAAAAAGAUAUAAAAUGAAUUAAAAUAAAUAAAUCCUAACAUUUUAAAGCCAAUCUUUAGCUAAAAAUUAGUCAUCACAGAAAGUAAACUGUUCCUGAGAUGAAUGGUUUUGUGAUGAAUUAUUUCAGUGAAAUGUUAUUUUGAAAUAUAAUCAUUACAUUAAAUUUUAUUUGUCUGAUUUCACUGAAAUUUGUACAGAUUUUCCAAAAUGCCAAGGCUGGCCAGGGGUGCUGUUGUAGCCUGACAUUGCUAAGGAUAAUGUCUUCUGUAUCCACAUAUUUCAUGGAUGAAGAUGAUUCAUAAAAUUUCGAAUUUCAGAUUGUAUAAGUAUGGGUGUUCACAGUUAAAUUGGCUUUGUCUACCAACAUGGUAAUAUUGUUAUGGUGUAGACAGGGUAGUUGGCCAAUCUGUACAUUUGAGUAUUUAUGUCUAGCAGUGAACAGUUACCUUAAUAGCCAAUCCAUUGUUCAUCAUUAUUCUUAUAUUGUUCCUGCUUCAAAUUGUUCAAAUAAAAUAAAAAGCAGGUAAUUUUCAUAGUUUUUAAACAUUUUCUAUCUAAUUUUUAAAAACAUUAUAUAUAUGCUAUUAUUUCUAUUACUUAAUUUUUCAAAGAUAGAUUUUAAACAGUUCUGUUAUGAUAAUUGGUUUUAAUUACUUAAUAAUAUAAUUGGUUUAAUUUUUUUAAUUGGGCAGACGGUCAUGUUUUAUUUAAUUAAUUCUUUAUAACCAAUAAAAUAAUGGUAUUAAAACUUAUUUUUAGGUGGGGUUUUUCUUUUUUGAUGUAGUAGAGCCUACCCAGGUUUAUAUCAUUGUUUUAUGACAAUGAAUGCGCUGUGAAGAUAGCUGGGUAAAGGUUAAGCUUGAUGACAACUGUUUCCAGGGCUGAGGUAGACAAGUUAGGUCACUUCAUCCUAGAAGUUAGCUAAUUAUUGAGUCUACUUUGUGAAUACUAUUUCCAUGUUUCAGUGGUGGCACCAUCACUUAACUAAAACUAGUUGACUUGUCUGUCCCAAAGUGCUGUACAUACACACAUGCAAGCAGUAGAUUUCUCCAUUAAGCAUCACUGUCAUCCUCAUUGUUUUUUUUUCUGGCUGUAAGUGAAGCAGAAUCCACCCAUAAUUUAUUGUACAGUAUUAAGCUUAUAAGCAUUUUGCCCAGAGCCAGUCAGUUUAACUUGGAAUAAGUUCAGAGUUCGUACAGUAGGUAUUCUGCCCAUACAAUUUAGAAUUUAUUUUGCUUUAUCCAUAUUCAACAGCUGCUGACACAAUUUAACUGUAUAAUUCCUGAUAAGGUCCCUUAAUAUUUUUUUUUCCAAUUCUGGACAUAAUCUGCAAAAAAAGAAAAAAAAAAAGAAAUCGAGUAUGGGACACUAAUUGAAUUUUGUAUGGCAUGCAUUAUUAUGCGCUAUAAGAAGUGAGUAACCCAAAUUUAGGGCUUGGAACAAAGGCUAAAACAAGUGUUGUCCACCAGCCUACAGCCCUUUUCUAUUCAGUGGCCACAUCAUCUUAUUAUCUAUUGGCAGUGUUAUUUUACAUGGUGCUUGAAACCUUUAACCUGCAUGUUAAGAAAUAAUAUUUAGGGAUCUAUAUGUUUGCACGCACAAUGUGUCUACUUCAAGCUGAAUCAAUUUAAUUUGUCAUUGCAAUGAAAUAAAAAGAAUGAAAUUAGAUUCUUGAAAAUUAUGACCAUUUGCUAGUCUUAUUAUAACAAAAUUAUUUUCUGAUACAGCAAUAUUAUUAUUCCUUUUGCCAUAUGUUAUAGUGUAUAAUCUUUUGAUUCCAUUUAAUUUGUUUAAUUUAUGUUUGUUGAUAGGAUUUUCUGCAGUUUAAAUCCUACAUUGAAAUUGUGUUGAAAAGUGUUCAUAAAUAAUUCUACAGUAAUACGUUUAGCUGAAACAAAUUAUUUUUCUUGUCACGACAAUGACAGCAAUUAAGCAACUAAUUGGCACAAACUAAUUUAUAUGAUGUCUGUAAUGCUGAUGUUUCUGCCUGGUCAGAGGUCAAACCAUUUCUUGUGCAGAAGGAUGGUAUGAUACCAUUAUUUUUAUUUCUUAUACUCAAGACAAAAUGUUACACAGAUGCUCAUACUAAAAUCACUGAGUCUUCACACAAAUGAAAUACUGUAUAACCUUACUGUCCACAAUUUGACAUAAGCAUGUGACAUGCAGCCUAGACAUCACACCAAAUAUAGGAACAUCAUGAAUAUGGGCAUACAACAGUUUUGUCAAAUAGACAGGCCCCAGGAGCAUGCAAACAGAUUUAUAGUAUAUAUUGUGGGGUGUUAUACUGUAGGCCUCAUGUUUUUCUAAUAAGGUUAUUACAUGGAGUGGAAGCACAUGCAGGGCACAUCUGGUGUAAAAUUUUUGUCCUGUAUUAAUCAGGUAUUGGUGAUUAGCAGCAUAUUCAUUACAUUAAGACAAUUGUGGGAGCGGCUGCAUUUUUGUCUCUUGACCUCGAGGUCGGGGGGUUGAAAUGCACCUAUUAAAGCAAACAAAAACUGGCUGUGCUUUUGCUUGUUCCUUGGACAAGACACUUUACCUACAUUUGUAUAUGUAUAUUUGUAUAAAUGGUUACCUGGUUGAAAUAUACUGGGUGUAUAUGGGACUACCUUUUCCUUACGAAAAUAAAGUAGAAUUUGUGUACGUCAUAAAAAGCAACCAUAGGAUUACUAGCAACAAAUAACCACAACUAAAUCUUAAGCAUGUUGCAUCAAUGUUUGUAAAUUUAUUGUAUAGACCAUAUUAAUAUUGUACAUAAAUAUAUACAUAUAUUAUAUAUAUAUUUGAUUUCUACCAUUGUUCAAGCAUACGCAUGUAGAUUCAAGCACAGUUACCGAUGCCUAAAAUAUUGCCGGAACAAAAAUAAAAUCUUUGUACAGUAAAUCGACAAUCAUUAGUUGCGAAUUGUCACUUGUCAGAAUGCAAUUGAUUAAUAUGUUCAUGGUAUAGAAAGAAAUUUUCAUUAAAUAGUAAAACAAUUUUAUCAUGAUUUGCCAGUA
Molecule: messenger RNA, 6707 nt
Organism: Anneissia japonica
Lineage: Eukaryota; Metazoa; Echinodermata; Crinoidea; Comatulida; Comatulidae
Product: transmembrane protein 132B-like
Exons: 10
Coding region: 290-3535 (1081 amino acids)
Source: RefSeq, a predicted model, not a curated record